Dryobates pubescens (Downy woodpecker) is the source of this 1794-nucleotide messenger RNA. It is a transcript of the gene TNFRSF1A, whose product is annotated as TNF receptor superfamily member 1A. The transcript has 10 exons. Lineage: Eukaryota; Metazoa; Chordata; Aves; Piciformes; Picidae. The coding region runs from base 114 to 1400 and encodes 428 amino acids. Gene Ontology annotation, cellular component: signaling receptor complex; mitochondrion; membrane raft. The record is from RefSeq and is a predicted model, not a curated record. Gene Ontology annotation, biological process: inflammatory response; signal transduction. Gene Ontology annotation, molecular function: tumor necrosis factor receptor activity; tumor necrosis factor binding.
GAGGACGGAGGAGUUUCGCUCCUCGCUGCUCUGGCUGGGGUUGGGAAAAGGCUGGGGUGGCUUACUCUGGACGCGAGGAACCCUGCCAUGGGGACGUAGGGAGCCGCGAAGCCAUGCGCGGGCCGGCGCUGCCCUGCAGCUCGCUAGGGAUGGUUAUCCUAACAUUUGUUUGCAUGUUGACAAAGGAAUCUGUAGAGAUUACUCCAGUGCCAUAUACACUGCAAGUCCAUCAGGUAGCUUUUGAUGGAAGAGACCCCUCUAAGCCCUUGAGGAGAGAAAAGAGGCAGGUGCAGUGUCAACUGGGGCAAUACCUACAUCCCAGAAAGACCCACUGCUGCAUGAGGUGCCAUGCAGGGACCUACAAGGAAAAAGACUGUGAUGGGCCUGACCUGGCUCCUGUCUGUCCUCCCUGCCCUAAUGGCACGUUCACAGCUGUUGAUAACACCAUGUCUAAAUGCUUCCCGUGUACACACUGCCGGGCAGAAUUACAGCAGAUAGUAGAGAGCCCCUGCACCCCAAAGCAAGAUACUGUAUGUGGCUGUCGGAAGAACCAAUAUCAAAUUGGCUCAUUUGAUCUCUUCCAGUGUAGGAACUGCAGCUCAUGUGUCAAUGGAAUUAUUGCCAGCUGUUCAAAAGACAGAGACACAAUUUGCAGGUGUAAGCCUGGAUUCUUCCUGACACUUAGUAAUGUUUGCAAGCCUUGCAACAGCUGCAUUGAAGAAGAAUGCUUGCAGUGUCAUAGCCCAGUGACUACCCUGCCAGCUUCAUCUGGACUGAGUGGGAACCUUAUCCUUGGCACCAUUGUUGCAAUAUUUGGAGUGAUCUUUGUCCUCUACAUUGUAAUCAAAGUAGUGAAGCUGGUGCAGCAAAAUGGGGUAGUGUUAUCUUUCUACUCCUGUGUGUCCUUGCCACAGACAACCAAGGAGCCGGUAUCUGAGGUCGAAGUGAAAAGAAAAGAAAUUUCCAUCCUCCUCCCUGAGUCCCAGAAGGAAACAGAAUUCCUAGUGAAUGCAGCUCCACCAACUGCACCUCUGCCGCAAAGUUCACAUGAGCUACCAGACUGUGUCAGCCCUGCCAGGAAGACACAGCUUCCAGACAACCCUCCCAUUCUCUACACCGUGGUGGAUCACGUACCGCUCUCUCGGUGGAAGGAGUUUGUGAGGCGUCUGGGCCUGAGCGACUACGAUCUGGAGCGAAUUGAGGCGGAGCACCGGCACUUACGUGACGCCCAGUACGAAAUGCUUAGACUGUGGCAGCUGCGGAUGGGCCACGCUGCCACUGUGGAGCACAUCAGCUGUGUGCUCAACCAGAUGGAGCUGAGUGGCUGCAGCGAAGCUAUUCAAGAGGCUUUGCUAACCCAGAACUCUCCUCAGCCUUGUGGCCUCCACAGCCAUCUUUAAUCUAGUCUGCUUUAGUUGCUCUCAGUAGGACUCUUAAGAGAGGAUCCAUAACUCCCUUUUCUGUCUUCCUUUUCCCAUAUCUUUCUAACACUUCUCAGCUGGGUUUAUUUGAGACGGCAGCAGGUGAUGCUGGAGUGAAGUUCAGGAUUGCUUCACAAUCACCACAUAGCUGAGGGACAUCUACAGCAACGAGAGCCAAGAGAAACAUCUACAACAACUCCUUUCCCAAGGAGGGAAAGCACCUCAUAAAAGAAGUGGUUUGUGCACUCCGUCCACAAUAAGUGACCCGGUAUCAUCAGCUACUUUAAGGACAAACCUGCUGAAACAGGUGCUCCACCCACCACGUGGUGGGUAAUCUUGUAGGGUGACUUUGUUAAGGUGGCUGUUCAGAUGG